AUGAUAAUUUUAAUUUUAAUUUUAUAUAUAAUUGGAUUUAUGUCUUUUUUNAUAAAUCGUUAUUAUAUAAUAAUAAUUUUAUUAAGAAUUGAAUAUAUAUAUAUAUCAUUAUUAUUAAUAAUAUGUGUUUAUUUUUCAUUUUUUAAUGUUUUAACAAUUUUUGUUUUUUUAUUAAGAAUUGUAUGUGAGGCUGGGUUAGGAAUAAGAUUAUUAGUAUUAAUAAGNCUUUUUUUUGGAAAUGAAAUAAUUAAAUCAAUAAGAUUAAUUAAAUGUUAA
Messenger RNA from Dermacentor andersoni, 276 nucleotides. Lineage: Eukaryota; Metazoa; Arthropoda; Arachnida; Ixodida; Ixodidae. The record is from the annotation of a RefSeq genome assembly.